Molecule: messenger RNA, 2225 nt
Organism: Schistocerca cancellata (South American locust)
Lineage: Eukaryota; Metazoa; Arthropoda; Insecta; Orthoptera; Acrididae
Product: NADPH-dependent diflavin oxidoreductase 1
Exons: 9
Coding region: 201-1991 (596 amino acids)
Cellular component (GO): cytosol
Molecular function (GO): flavin adenine dinucleotide binding; FMN binding; NADPH-hemoprotein reductase activity
Source: RefSeq, a predicted model, not a curated record
AGGAUGGAUAUCGUUGGGCGGAGAUGGGAAAAGUGUAAUUAAAAUUAACAACAUGGUACAAUAGCACAGUACGUGAAAAAGAAACUAGAAGUAGUGGUGUAUGCCUUCUAAAAAACUGUGAUUAGUAACAAGAACAAAUUUAGGCUGCUGUAUAUACGAGUUGCUCGUGCGUCGCAUGUAAAUAGUGGAAAAGUGAAAUAAUGAGCAAGAGGAAACUCACUAUAUUGUAUGGAAGCCAGACAGGAUCAGCUCAAGAUGUUGCAGAAAGGAUAUGGAGGGAAGCACGGAGAUAUCACUUCAUGGGUCCUGUGCGGGCAAUGGAUGAUUAUCCUGUCAGUCAGCUUAUAUAUGAACGAUUAGUGGUUUUUGUUUGUUCAACAACAGGGCAAGGUGAAGAGCCCGAUAAUAUGAAGCAAUUUUGGAAAUUUCUGUUAAGAAAAAAUCUCCCAAAAAAUUCGUUACAGGCUGUAAGAUUUGCUGUUUUGGGCUUAGGUGAUUCUUCAUAUGCCAAAUUCAAUUUUGCUGCAAAGAAACUUUAUCGACGUUUGCUACAACUUGGCGGAAAGAAUAUAGUGAAUCUUGGACUUGCAGAUGAUCAACAUGACUUGGGUGUGGAUGCUGUAGUGGAUCCAUGGCUAAAAGACUUGUGGGCCAAGUUGCUCUCUUUGUUUCCAUUACCCCAAGGUGCAAAACCAUUGGACAGAAGCCAUGUAUAUGCACCAAGAUGGACUGUGACAUGUGUAACAUCACAGCAUUUACAUAAGGGACUGAUGACAAUGAUACAGGGCACAGAAGAUCCAUUCAUCAUAAAGGAAAAUUUGAUCAAAGCUUCUGUUAUUGAAAACCACAGAACAACAUCUGAAUCACACUUUCAGGAUGUGAGACUGCUGCGUCUUUCAACAUCGAUGCUUACAUAUAACCCAGGUGAUGUUUUAAUGGUAACUCCACAUAACUCUGCAGAAAAUGUAAAGAAAUUCUUUGAAUUACUACCGCAGUUUGAUCCAGAUUCUAUUGUAUCGGUAACAGAAAAGAGUCCUGAUGUUCCAGUUCCGAUUCCGCUGAGGAAACCAUUCAGCAUGAAGAAGUGUGUUGAACAGUUUCUGGACCUCAGUGCUAUUCCAAGGCGAUACUUCUUUGAGCUGAUGGCAUUUCUUGCAGAGUUAGAGCUGGAAAAAGAAAAGUUGGAGGAAUUUGCAUCUUCAGAAGGCCAGGAAGACUUAUUUAAUUACUGUAAUCGUCCUCGGAGAACUUUGUUGGAAGUUUUGCAGGACUUUCCCAAUACUUCAUCAAAAAUCCCUCUCGAUUAUUUAUUUGAGCUUUUUACACCUAUUAAAGCGAGAGCAUUUUCUGUAGCUUCUUCACCCCAUGGUCAUCCUAAUGAAGUUCAUAUUCUUGUGGCAGUAGUCAAAUAUCGCACAAAAUUAUUGGCUCCACGUCUGGGCCUUUGCUCCAAUUGGAUUGCAACAUUAAAUUUGAAUCAAAGAAUACCUGUAUGGGUAAAGAAAGGCUCCUUCCAAUUUCCUUCAGACACAUCCAUUCCUGUUAUAAUGAUUGGGCCUGGAACUGGUGUAGCUCCGUUCCGUAGUUUUAUUACAGAGAGAGUGGCACUUGGUGAAGCUGGAGCUGAAAGACUUUACUUAUUCUUUGGCUGUCGCUAUUCGAGACAAGAUUUCCACUGUCAGGAAGAGUGGCUUAACUUUGAACGAAAUGGGCAGCUGUCGCUGUUUGUUGCUUUUUCCAGAGAUCAGGAGGAGAAGAGAUAUGUUCAACAUGUAUUAUGCGAGCAAGCAGAUUUACUGUGGGAUUUGUUAAAUAAGAAGAGUGCAUACAUUUAUGUUGCUGGAAAUUCAAAAAAUAUGCCAGAACAAGUCAGAGAUACUUUUAUUUCACACAUUUGUGGUGGUGCAGGAGAACUUCCGGAGACAAGUGCUACAAAAUUCAUUGAACAACUAGAGAUGAAUGGAAGAUAUCAGACAGAAACCUGGAGCUGAAAGUAUCAAACUGUGGUUGUGUGAACUGCCAAUAUUUUUGUUUUUGUCUAAUUUUCCUUUCUGAUCUUUUUUUGUACUAUGCUUGUUGUACAAUGUGUAUGUUACCUGUUAUUGUGAUAAAUGAAAUGCCUUGCUAAAACAGCUAGUUUUCCAAAGGCCUGGCUUAAAAACUGUUAAAUUUAAGAGCUGUAUUGUUAAUAGUUGCUGUUAUAUAAAGGUGAUUCUCAUACUUAA